CUGAGGGGAAAAAAAAAGUUUCAAAAUGAAGUAAGAAUUUAUCAUUCAUGGAAUUUCACUUAUUUUUGGUAUUGUAUUAAUAUUAUUUUUUUUUGAUGGUUUGCAGAAAUGAAAUAAAAAGAUUUUCAAAUCACUGUCAUGCUUGCUUGCACAUUAUUACUUUAAGAACUUUCAAACAAGCAUCAGCUUGACAACAAUCCUGAGAUCUCCAGCAGCGGUGGGCUGUUUUACAGCACAAACACCGACACAUCUGCAGACCAAACCUCCAGAAAACACCACCUAGUUGACAGUUUCAGUCGCUGGAUAUUAAACUCUAACGUAAACUAUGAGUUAUAUAUAACGCCUUUCUCUGAAAGACGUCAACGCGGAGCCAGACUCAGAGAACUGAGAUUUUUUUUUUCGCUCGUCAUGACUCGUUUGGAGUGAGACUGUUGGACUUUAGUUUAUUGGUAAAGACAAUGAAUUCCUGUUUGUGUUUAACUUUAAUCCUCAUUAAAUCCUGUCUGGUUUUGUCGUCGGACCCAUUACAUUUUCCAUAUGCAGACAUGAGAGAUGUCCAGGCUCAUCCAGCUGAAAGAGAGACAGUGAGUGGAUCAAACAUGUCUAACUAUUCAACAUUACCUCCCAAAUCUGAACCAAUCACCCCAACUAAACCAUCUGUGAACACUGAGCUCUUCACAACAAAGAGCAAACAUCUGAUUUCUGCAUCUACAUGCGUUCCUCCUAGUAUCCCGACAGCAGGUCCUCGGUUCCAUGCGGGUAGUUUCAUUGGCGGUAUGAUGCUGGCCUUUAUCAUCAUUCUAGCCGUCACUCUGGGCUACAGGUUGGCCUGCUCUCAACGGGAGGUGCGUUACAGAGCCAUUGAGGAACAUGAUGCCAUCAUUUAAAAUGGAGCCGCUGAGGAAAUACAGACCAAAACACAUCAUGAUCUGAAGAGAAAGUUUUUACCUUAACAUGGUUAAUAUGCAUAUGAAACCGUGUAUGAUGUGUUUGAUACCUUUAUUUGAAUCUUAAAUAGGUUGACCUCUUUUAGCAGCUGUUUUAGCAGUUUUUACAUUUUAUUAAUGAAUAUUUGAACUCAAAUGUAUUUUCAGUGAUUUUUCUUGUACUUACUAUCUAUACUAGUGUGUAAAAUAUGAACCUGUAAAAGUCUUUAUGAGAGAAACUAUUUUGACUAUCUUUUCAGUGUUCAGGGACAUUUUUUUUUAAACUUUAUGUCAUUUUAGAAUAAAAGUUGGUUUUCCUAUAGUAUAUUUGAAAUGUAUUGAUAGUUUCAUGUACAGUAGUGAAAAUGAUCCAAUAAAGUGGUUUAGUCUAA
This is a messenger RNA of Megalobrama amblycephala (Wuchang bream), 1318 nucleotides long. RefSeq names its product transmembrane protein 123 (gene tmem123). The coding region runs from base 459 to 887 and encodes 142 amino acids. Gene Ontology annotation, cellular component: cytoplasmic vesicle. The transcript has 4 exons. NCBI's taxonomy places the organism in Eukaryota, Metazoa, Chordata, Actinopteri, Cypriniformes, Xenocyprididae. The record is from RefSeq and is a predicted model, not a curated record.